Lycium barbarum (goji berry) is the source of this 925-nucleotide messenger RNA. Its product is annotated as NAC domain-containing protein 20-like. NCBI's taxonomy places the organism in Eukaryota, Viridiplantae, Streptophyta, Magnoliopsida, Solanales, Solanaceae. Gene Ontology annotation, biological process: regulation of DNA-templated transcription. Gene Ontology annotation, molecular function: DNA binding. The record is from RefSeq and is a predicted model, not a curated record. The transcript has 2 exons. The coding region runs from base 123 to 809 and encodes 228 amino acids.
CCCUCUGUCCCAAAACCCUAAUUUCAAUUUCUCAUAUCCCUGAUUCAGAUUUACACUGCAAAUUUUGUGUUUGUCGUCUUUAUUGCUCGAUCAUCUCUCGUUUCUUCUCUAAAAAAGCACGAAUGGAGAAAGGUUAUUAUUAUUCAAAUCCAACAGACAAGGAAAUAAUCAACUAUUUGGUGAGGUACGUAAUAGGCAAGCGUUUUCCAUGCAAACAUAAAGUUAUGGAUUUUGAUGAUCUUUACGGAGUUAGAGCGAUGUGUCCAUGGCAAAUAUUUGAAGCUACAGAAGGGACAAAGAACACACGUUACUUAGUCACUUCACCAAAGAGGAAAAGGGCAAGUUGGAUACAUUAUUUGUCAUUUUCACUUAGAGCUAACCAAGGGAUGUGGAAAUAUGUAGCCAAAUUCAAGGAAAUAUUUGAUGAUCAGAGGAAACUUAUGGGUUACGUCAAAACUUUGAGGUACUUCCAUAGAGAGCAAUCAUCAUGGAGAAAGAGUGAGUGGCAUAUGAGAGAAUAUUAUCUCAUAGAUAAAUAUCUGCCCCCAAACAAAGUUAAGAGAGAAGAUGUCAUAAUUUGCAUGAUCAAGAAGAAGGAACAAAGUAAUAGAAAAGGUUAUAAUCCUGAGGAUGAGAGACAGAUUAUUCAAUCUCUACAAGGCCUUCAACUUGAUAAUCAAGACUCUGUGAUUUCUAAUAAUGUUGCAUGUUGCCAAGGGAUAUCUAAUGACAAAACAGAGAAGCAGAUUAUUGAAUCUUUACAAGGCCUUCAACUUCAAGACCCUGUGCUUUCUCAUGUUGCAUUGUAGCUCUAAUUGCUAUGUAGGUGUUACUAGAGCUAUGACCCUCAUAAAAUAGUAAUGGUUGUACUUUUAUCUGUUGAACAUAAAUAAUACAAUCCAAAAUUUUCUAGUUCUUAAAAAGA